Molecule: messenger RNA, 1071 nt
Organism: Nannizzia gypsea CBS 118893
Lineage: Eukaryota; Fungi; Ascomycota; Eurotiomycetes; Onygenales; Arthrodermataceae
Product: formate dehydrogenase
Exons: 5
Coding region: 1-1071 (356 amino acids)
Cellular component (GO): cytosol
Molecular function (GO): formate dehydrogenase (NAD+) activity; oxidoreductase activity, acting on the CH-OH group of donors, NAD or NADP as acceptor; NAD binding
Source: RefSeq, a predicted model, not a curated record
AUGGUUAAGGUCCUUCUCGUACUGUACGAUGGUGGCCAGCACGCCAAAGAUCAGCCGGGCCUGCUCGGGACGACAGAGAACGAGCUCGGCCUGAGGAAAUACCUUGAAGACAAAGGCCAUACCUUGGUCACCACCUCUGACAAGGAGGGCGAGAACUCCGUUUUCGAGCGCGAGCUUGUUGACGCUGAAAUCAUUAUCACUACACCCUUCCAUCCCGGUUAUCUCACCAAGGAGCGUCUUGCCAAAGCAAAGAAUCUCAAGAUUGCCAUCACGGCCGGUGUAGGCUCAGACCACGUUGAUCUGGAUGCUGCCAACAAGACCAACGGCGGCAUCACAGUUGCAGAGGUGACUGGCUGCAAUGUGGUAUCUGUAGCUGAACACGUCGUCAUGACCAUCCUUGUCCUCGUCCGUAACUUCGUGCCGGCAUACGAACAGGUCUCAACCGGAGGAUGGGACGUUGCUGCUGUUGCUAAGAACUCCUACGACCUCGAAGACAAAGUUGUUGGCACGGUAGCUGUCGGCCGUAUUGGAGAGCGUGUCUUGCGUCGUCUCAAGCCGUUCGACUGCAAGGAGUUGCUCUACUACGACUACCAACCACUGAAGCCAGAGGUUGAGAAGGAGAUUGGUUGCCGUCGAGUUGAGAACCUUGAGGAGAUGCUUGCACAGUGUGACGUAGUCACCAUCAAUUGCCCACUGCAUGAGAAGACACGAGGCCUCUUCAACAAGGAGCUGAUCUCCAAGAUGAAGAAAGGUUCUUGGCUCAUCAACACUGCCCGUGGCGCUAUCGUCGUCAAAGAAGAUGUUGCUGAGGCCGUCAAGUCAGGUCACCUCCGUGGUUACGGUGGUGAUGUCUGGUUCCCUCAGCCAGCUCCAAAGGAUCACCCGCUGCGAUAUGUUCAGGGUCCAUGGGGCGGUGGUAACGCCAUGGUGCCCCAUAUGUCUGGCUCCACUAUCGAUGCCCAGAUUCGGUAUGCUGAAGGCACGAAGGCUAUCCUUGAAUCAUACUUGUCGGGUAAACAUGACUAUAAGCCUGAAGACCUAAUUGUCUAUAAGGGCGACUAUGCCAACUAA